CUCAAAGUGACAUUUGGUAAAACAGAUUAAGAGAAGAUGAGAAGAUGCGAGAUUUCAUUCAGGAAAACGGCCCUAUUAAUUGUUCGUUCUGAAAUUCCUGAAUUGAGCACCAAGUCGCACUCAUUGUCAGUGCAUGUCGCAGAUCACAAUUACCUAUUUGUAUUUAAGAACAAUUCAUGUCCAAUCCAUCCCAACAGGGUAGGCAUGUGGAACUCAAAUAAUGUAUACAUACAGAGAUGGUGGAGAAUAUUUUGAAUGAGGCGGAGACAAGGAAAUAUCAUUCAUGACAGCGUAGUUUCAAUUAUUUUAAACGGAUACUUUUUAAACCAUUCUGAAGUUCAUCGGUGAGUUUAUUGAGUCGCUUCAUUGAAUUUUUAAAUAAUAAUAUAUUGUCAAUACCCGAUGUGAAUACCGGACGUCGAUCUUAACCUCGAAAUUCUUAUUCCCCCGACAAACGGAUACGCCGUUCUAUUGAAUUCGAAUUCUUCGACGAUAUCUGAACUUGUGGAUGAGCUCCUAAAUUAUAAAUGAAUGAAUGAAUUACUAUCUAUCUAAUGCAUAGGUCUAGCCAUGAAGAUUUUGAUAACAGAUUCAAAAGGGGAUUCCAUAUCAAUUACGAUUGGUCAAAACGGACUCUUCAGUGAGCUAAAGAAUCAAGAGGAGAAACAACAUAAAGCACAGAUUAAUUGUGUGCAAAACAAAACACUUAUUGGCUAUCGUGAAGAUUGUUCGCCUGAAUCAACAACUGAAACUGAAAGUCAGAAUGAGUUCAGGCAUCAGGAAUCUACAAAAGACACUACUAAUACGCACAAUUUGAAAAUAGAAGCAUCAAAAAAAGAAUUACACGGACAACCAUGUAAUAUACAAAUUCCUGUUAAAAUAGAACCUUUGCCACAGAUUGCAGGAGAUGUGGAACCACGAAAAAAUCCAUCAAAUGUAAAAACGAGAGUAGAACCCAAGGAUGGAGUUGAUGAAAUCGAAGAAAUCACAAUAUCAGAAGAUGAAGAACUACAUGGCAAUCAGACUACAAAACUUUUACAAAAAGAACCUGAUUUAACCCGUGACACACAUUUGCAGUUACUCUGCAGGCUUUGCGCAUCACGGGCAACAAAUUUAGUUGACAUUUUUGGCUCUAAUAAAGUGUAUACAAAUGUUAUACAAAAAAUUAAUAACUGCUUACCGAUCAUUGUGAGGAAGACGGAUACCCUUCCAGUUAAAGCAUGCCAUUUGUGCUUAGAAAAACUAGAAUUCUGUAACCGAUUUCACGAAACUGUAACUGCAGCUGAAAAACAACUUCUUGUAUUAAAUGAAGCAACAAUUAAAAAAUUACAAGAAAGUGCCAAUCAUGACGAACCAGCAGUUACUCUCCAAGUGACUGAUGAUAAGACAAAUAUGACCACAGCAAUAUUACCACUGAAUGAACCUAAAAUCAGUGGCAUAAAAAGCCCAAUCAAUGAGGAUAACGAAUUAAAUGAGACUAUGAAGACUAACGAAACAUUAUCUGUGGGGAAAUCUAAAGAAAAUGAAACAAAAUAUUCAGAUGGUGAAGAUGAUGAGAUGGAUUUAUGCUUGAACGUUAUGGGUUCUGUAAUACCAUUAGCACACCGGAUUCAAAACAGUGUUCGUUCUCUACUCCCACAUUCGAUCAGUCCAAUAGAAUCUAUAGACUCAGACGAAGAUAUAGGCCCACUUCCACAGUACGAAUGUCACGAAUGUAAGUUGAAAUUUGACACAGACGUAAGACUGCAAUUUCACAGAGCCUGCCACGAAUCCGGUGGGCCAACGGGCUUCUGUGGAAAAUGCAAACUAAUUAUGGAUUCUGAAACAUCUUUGUUUCACCAUGUGCUUAUCGUACAUGGAGAAGAGGACGACUAUACUUGCCACCUUUGCGGAAAGCGAUACAACACCCAGGAACAAUUAAAUCGGCAUCAACUGAAACAUAGAGUGGAACCAUCUUACAAAUGUGAGACUUGUAAUGAAUUAUUCAACUGCAAAGACAAACUGGAAACGCAUAAAAAAACACAUGUAGCAACAGGGAGUAGUGUCUCAUGUAUAUUUUGCGGACAGCAGUUUGAAGAGAGAUCAGAACUGAUUCCUCAUAUACGAAGUCAUACCAAGAGACGAUUUUACAACUGUGACUUAUGUGAUAAAACGUAUGCACAUAACUCGCAUUUAGUCAGGCACCGUAAAACUCACAAAAGUGACCACCCUUAUAAAUGUUACGUGUGCGACAAAACAUUCUCGAGCAGUGCAAAUCUAUUAAAACAUGGUGCGUCACAUACCGAAACAGAUCCCUACACAUGUUCCAUUUGCAAAAAAACUUUUAAAAAAGCAAACGGGAGAAGAAGCCACAUGCGUAUACACACAGAUGAAAAAAAGCAUGCGUGUGCUGUCUGCGGAACUAAGUUCCUUAGAGCGUGCCAUAUGUAUAAACACAUCAGAACUCAGCACCCUGAUCGAAAAAAUCUUCUACCCAAAAAGAAAAAAACUAAAUUUUGAUAUGUCCAGUCUUUGAAGUUUGUUUUAAGCCUUGAUGAACAAUAAAAUCUAUCUUUUGUACUAAU
This is a messenger RNA of Athalia rosae (coleseed sawfly), 2564 nucleotides long. Its product is annotated as zinc finger protein 271-like. NCBI's taxonomy places the organism in Eukaryota, Metazoa, Arthropoda, Insecta, Hymenoptera, Athaliidae. Gene Ontology annotation, molecular function: zinc ion binding; DNA-binding transcription activator activity, RNA polymerase II-specific; RNA polymerase II cis-regulatory region sequence-specific DNA binding. The transcript is spliced from 5 exons. Gene Ontology annotation, cellular component: nucleus. Gene Ontology annotation, biological process: regulation of transcription by RNA polymerase II. The coding region runs from base 571 to 2499 and encodes 642 amino acids. The record is from RefSeq and is a predicted model, not a curated record.